Colletotrichum siamense is the source of this 1179-nucleotide messenger RNA. RefSeq lists its product as uncharacterized. Bases 1 to 1179 code for a protein of 392 amino acids. NCBI's taxonomy places the organism in Eukaryota, Fungi, Ascomycota, Sordariomycetes, Glomerellales, Glomerellaceae. The transcript has 5 exons. The record is from RefSeq and is a predicted model, not a curated record. Gene Ontology annotation, molecular function: protein binding.
AUGGGCCUCAAGAGAGCCGUAAUACCAUUAUUCGCGAAGCUUUUGUGGCCGAAUGACCUCGGCAGCGAGCAGUAUCACCAGGACUUAGUUGUUCUCGGAGAUCACGCUUAUAUUGACGGUGGAGAGAUUGCUGUCCUGGUCAAUGGAAAGAACGAGUCCACGUAUGAUCAUCCAUCAUGGCAACUAAAUGAUACGCUUUCCAUCGACUUACGAAAGUCAUGGAGCUCGUUGGAUGUUGAAAUCAAGGCGAUACCAAAGCCAGCUGGUAUUCCAGUACUAGACGGCCAAGCUAUGUGGAGAGACCGGUCUUCCAAAGCGUUUUACAUAUGGGCCGGUGCAACGCCCUUCAACGAGGAGGUGCAGGAUUCUAACAUCUGGCGCUUCGCACCUGAUGGAGGCGACAAGGGUGACUGGACCGAGGCCACCAUUAGCAACCAUGACAACUUCAAAUAUCUUCUUCAACCUAAAAGAGGCGCAUUUGCUCAAAGCGACUCCGUUGGAUAUUACUUCGGCGGCUUCGCAACGAUACGCACCGACAAGUCAAUCUCAGACUGGAAAAUAAGCAGGCCAUUUCCGGGGCUAGUGUCUUAUGACAUGUCAGGACGUCAGAAAGUUGUGAACAGUUCUUCGGAGGGAUUUGGUAAAUGGGGAACAUUCAAAGGUGGCUCUAUGGAGUUUGUACCUUUCGGGCCAGACGGAUUGCUCCUCGUUCUCGGCGGAGCACAAGCUCCCCUAUCAGAAAAUCUUGAAGGCCGAUGGAAGCCAAUGGACUUUGGCAAAAUCUUCAUAUAUAAUCCAGCAAGUAUGGAUAUGGCGCCCUUCUUGAUGCUUUGGUCUAACAUGCUGUCAGCUAGGAAAUGGCAUACCCAACAAACGACGGGAACACAACCGACACCGAGAGAGAAGUUCUGUACAGCGGGAGUUGCUGGACAGGACAACACAUAUGAUAUAUUCAUUUACGGCGGCAGCGUUUGGGGUGAGGGCAUAUCUGAAGAGGUGUACGUCCUAACCCUGCCCGGAUUCAACUUCUUCAAAGCAAACACCAGCAUCGGCUCAACACCCCGAGAGUGUCAUGCCUGUGCUGUAGUCGGCAAACGCCAGAUGUUGUCUGUCGGGGGAACGAGCAACCCUGAGGCCCCAGAAUCCUUGACAGAGCCUGACCCUUGGAGCCUGGUAUGA